CAGGUCGCUGUGUCUGCAAAUGGUCUGAUCAUGAAAUGUUUUACAAAGGAGGCCAAAGAUUUUUACCAGGGCCUCUAUGACAGUGCCAGAGAGUAUGGGACCUCGAGAGAGGUGGCAGUGCUCCAGGCAUUCUUAGGCAAUGCCAUAGGGGCCAGCUCAGGUAUUUCAAAAGGAAAGUAUGGUUCAAUAUCUCUGGCAUGUCCUGUCUGCUUCUACCGUGCUUUACCCCCCCCACAUCUUGUCACUGCUAAAGUAAGCUAUUACUGACUUAUGGACAUUUAAAAAUAUAUCCAAGCUCUCUAUUUAUGGGUAUAUCUUUUGCCUCUAGAAUCAAAUUAAGGCUAGAAAAUUGUAGAUCAAAUCUUAGUCAUUUUUCUUACAAAGAUGCAUGCAUAUAAAAAUUAUUAACUUAUUUUGCAUAAAUUAAAAUAAUUAUCAUGACCCCCCAAAAAACCAUUGAGAUUAUAAUGAAUGAAAAUAAAAUCCAUUUUAAAGCUAAAGCUCUGAAAAGGGUGAAAUAGGAACAUAAUAAGCGUAUGAUCAUUAUGUUCAGUGUGAAAAUUUAUUGAGUCAUGAAUAUGUACAUUAAAAUUUUAUCUACUCUAAUAAAAAAUAAUUUAAGUUUAAGCUACAAAAAAGAUUUAUACAUUAUAUUUAUUUACAGCUGAGUUUCUUUAAAAAAAAAUUUUAAACAUCCAUAGCACACAUGAAAUUUUAUUCUUUGACCAUUUCAAAGUACAAUUUAAGAAUCUACCAAAUCAAUAGUCAUACAUAUUUUUUGUCUACACUAGAAUUAGAAGCACUAUGAAUUAUGUGCUCAAAACUGAGUAUCCAUGGCAUAAAUUAGAGAUUUUUUAUUAAACUUAUUUAUCCAACUUGGAAAAUAUUAAUAAAAUUAAUUUAAAUUAAAUUUUUAACUGAGAUUUAAAAACAUAGUUAUAAUUUUGAGAGCUGGAUUUUGCUGCUUUCAGUGUAAGACUAAGUGCUUGGGUGGUCAUUGGCCAAUACCAUAUCUAGUUGGUAUAUCUGGCACUGUUAUGCCUGAGUCACAGCUCUGCAAGGGGAGGUCACUAUAAAGCUCGGAAAUGUUGUUCCCAUGGCAGCCAUGAUGGUUAACACUCUAUGCCAUUGUCACCUCAAAAGUUUUCUUUCUCAUCACAGUGAAUCUUUUCUCUCCCUGACUCCACCCCAUCCAGAUUUCCUCUUCCCUCCCUGUUUCAUUUGUAUUGCUAAACAUUUUACUUCUUAAUGUCAUAGACUUCAUCUAUUUAAUAUCUAUACUCCAUGCUAUUAGAUUAGUUGGAACUGAAACAAAAUGAAAAUAAUAUUUUCCAGCAGAAAUUUUAAAAAAAAUUAAUGCAAUGUGAGUUUAUAACCCAAUCUCAAAAUAAUUUUUAACCUAAGAUGUUUAAGUCUGCUUUCAUCACUUUCUUUACAUGUCUCCUUUAGAAUUUAGAUCUUUAAAUAAAACAUGAAGGGCCUAGGCCUACUCAUUAACAAAAUAUUAUAGAUUUUUCAUUUAAAAAAUUAUAAACUAUAUUGUUAUCUAAGUGUAACCCUGACUGUAAAUAUUAUAGCCCAAUCUUCCACAUUCACAUUUUGCAAAUUUGCUUUUCAGGAUUUAAAAUUGAUAGCUUCAAUUAGUCUUAUAUCGCUAGAUAGAUCAUAGCUUCAGCUUCAGUCAAAUUAAAUGUAAAAUUACUUUUAUUUUAUUUAUACUUGUGAUCUGUUUGUCUCAGCUGAAAAUUCCAAGACUUGAAAAUGCUUUCAUCACAUUAUUUGAAAACCUUUUCCUGUGUGGCAAAGUAAAGUAAAGUUUUGAAUUAAAAUUAAUUUUUUUGAAUGGAAAAACUUUGGUAAUUAAAGUGUAACAAAAAUUACAUUUGCAAGUCAUAUUUUAUUUUUAAAAAAUUUUUUUUUUACUUUUAAUUCUGAAAAUGUUAUAUUGAAUAUGAUUGACUUUUAAGAUUUUAUUUUAUGAUCGUAACUUUAUGGGUACCGUAUUUAAAUUUAACCAUGUGUUUUGACAAAGUUCUUGUAGGUAAUGAAGUAGACGAAACAUUGAAAUCAAGUAAAUUGAGGGGGGUAAAACUGUCUGCAUUCAAGUAAAAGAAUAAGUAUAAAAAAAGAAUCCCGUUAUAUUUAGUAUCAAACACUACUCAGAGCAUAUUGUGCUGUCACUCUCGAAGCAUUCAAAUAAAAACGCAUUGCUAUUAAAGAAAUGUAUAUUUUUAGCUUGAUAAAGGUUAACUUUCUCCAUUGAUGAAAUUAAAGUUCUAACACUUAUGAAGUUGUUGUUUUUUUUAGAUAUGUCAUGAAUUAUUAUUUAUUGAUUAAUGAUAUGAAUGACUUAGGUAAUUUUUUUAAGAAAACGAUCAGAUCUGAAAGGAAGAACAUUACUUUUUAUCCAUGAACUGUUUAUGUAUAAUUGCACACCAAAAAAAAGAUCAGGUUCAGAGACCAUAACAAAAUACAUUUUAAUUUCAAAUACCAUAGGCCAUAACUAGAAUUAUAAAGUAAAAUGAAAUGAGAAUUAGUUAUCAUGAACAUGUUUUAGGACAUCAAAUUAUUUAUGUCCUAAAUUAGAAAUCAUGUGUUCGCUGCUAUUAAGGUCUGACUACAAAAAUUGGACUAAAUUAAUAAUAGAUUUAAAUUUAAAAUCUUAAAUCUAGUAAUAUUCUCCCGCCCUCCAAAAUAAUCAGAUACAAUAGUUUAAUCACCCCUGUGGUGUCUAUAAUAGUUUAAUCACCCCUGUGGUGUCUACAAUAGUUUAAUCACCCCUGUGCUGACUUUGUCACCUUACACCGUCCCAUCACUCCUUCAUUGUAAAACUUUUUAUGAUUUUUAUAUUAACCAGACAAUUUGUAUUCAUUUUUUUUUCUCUCUAGCUCUUUCUUUCUAUCUAUCCCUCCAUGUCCACAGCUCUGACAGCGGAAACUGAAGUUCUAGACAGCUGUAAGUUGAGGCUAAAUUUAGUGCUGCAGAAAUAGUGGUGUAUUGUGUGUGGUUUGGGGGGAAUUUAUUUGAAAUUUAGUUGUUAAAAUUCCAGCUAGUCUGAUUGAAGUUACCAAAUAGUAAUCUCAACGCUUAACAGUGAUAAUAAGUUACAAUAUUCUUUUCAUCUUUGUUAACCUGAAACAUGCCAGAGAUUUUGAAUCCAUGAUUUGUUGACAUGUGCACGGUGCAUAAUUAUUUGGUGUUUUUGUUCAUUUGAGAGAUUUAUUCAUUUUUUAUGGAAUAAAAUAAAAACGAAUAAAUGAAAUCAGUAAACAUCUCAUUAAAUUCAUUAAUGCAGGGCUUCUCAAAACUAAAUAUAGUUAUCUAGGACAGUCUUUUUCAAACUUUGCAGCCCUAAAAAUAAAUUGUUUGCUAAAUUGUUUACUAAAUUGUUUACUAAUUUUUUUACUAAAUUGUUUACCUCUUUCAAAAUGUAUUUUGAAACAUAAUUGACUUUAAAAGUUAGUCUGUUUUAAUGAUGAUUCAGAUCCUCUGACAAAUUGACGUAGAUGCUACGCCUUAAUGACUUGUGUACGGUUUAUAAACCAAUAUUACUUUUGUCAACUGGGCACUGGUCAAUAGCAAUAUAUAAAAAUAUGGUAUUUAGAAUUGCUACAUGUAACCCAGCUAGUGGUUGUAACAUCUGUAUGGAGUAGACAAAUGGGAUAACUCUUGUGAAUUUAAAGACUCUAACUAAGCUACUUAAUUGGGAUCCAACUUAAUCGCGGGAUCUCCUCAGUUUUAAAAAUAUUUAAACGGGUUGCAAUAAUAAACACCCCCCUCCCCCUCAAUAAGGAAUUAAUGUUUGAAAUUGUAAUUAUAAAUCAGGCAUGUGCUGAAAAAAUAUGUUGCACAGGGAAUAAAAAGUAAUGGAUGAAAUUUCUAGACAAUUUAUUUAUUGUAUUAUAAUGUAAUAUUGACAAGCAGAUUUGGUCUCAGACUUCACCUGCAUCCCAUCCCCAAUAGAUCACUAUCAUGACAAUACAAGAAAGAUUGCAUAUGUUUUGUCCACACCCUACUUUGUCAGGUUCAGGAUCCUACACAGUCAGGCCACAUUAUGCUCACUUCUACUUGGCCAAGACAAUAAAAAAAACCCUUGAGUUUAACAUGACUACCCAAACACUAUCCCACCGUAGCCAACACUACCCACACCUUACCCCACACUACCCCUACCUUAUCCCAUCCUUUCCCUAUCUUGUCAUAUCCUAACUGGACCUUGUCAUAUCCUACCCGGACUUUGUCAUAUCCUUCCUUUUCCUACCAUAUCCCUACCUUUGUCAAAUCCAACCCCUACCUUAUCCUUAACUUAUCUUUCCCCACCCCUAACUUAUCCUUCCCUACCCCAAGCUUAUCCUUCUCUACCUUCUCCUACUCUACCCUACCCUAACCUUACCAUAUCCAACCACAUACCCUAUCCCUAUCAUGUCAUAUCCAACCCCUACCUUAUCCUACCCUAUUCUACCUUAUCCUACCCUACUUUACCUUAUCCUACCCCUACUCUGUGAAAGAUAUGUCAGGUCAGCUUGUGCCCUUAGUUUCUGACCUUUGAACUCCUAUCUCUUCGACCAACAGGCCUUGAAUGGCAUCAAGCCAACAAUCUCCUCGACGGAGCCAUUGAGAUGCUAUCAAAAGAAGCUCCAUCCUAUUACUUGAUGUGGGCUCUGGACAAGAAGGGCACCAUUUUACACAGACAAGGGAAAUACAAAGAAUCAAUCCAGUAAGUUGGUUAAAACAAAGCACGUCUUAAUGCUGAUGAUGACCCAUGAUGUUCUACUUGUGUUUUGCAGGGGACACAACUCUUACACUGCCAGCUACAGGAGAAGGCAAUCAAUAUCUGCCGUUGGUUCCUGGUAAUAACGGGGAUAUAAAAUACUUGAUACUAAAGCUGUGCCAAAGAUCGCUGUGGAAAGAUUCAAUCAGUUGCCAAAGAUCGCUGUGGAAAGAUUCAAUCAGUUGCCAAAGAUCACUGUGGAAAGAUUCAAUCAGUUGCCAAAGAUCACUGUGGAAAGAUUCAAUCACUGUGGAAAGAUUCAAUCAGUUGCCAAAGAUCACUGUGGAAAGAUUCAAUCAGUUGCCAAAGAUCACUGUGGAAAGAUUCAAUCAGUUGCCAAAGAUCACUGUGGAAAGAUUCAAUCAGUUGCCAAAGAUCACUGUGGAAAGAUUCAAUCAGUUGCCAAAGAUCACUGUGGAAAGAUUCAAUCAGUUGCCAAAGAUCACUGUGGAAAGAUUCAAUCAGUUGCCAAAGAUCACUGUGGAAAGAUUCAAUCAGUUGCCAAAGAUCACUGUGGAAAGAUUCAAUCAGUUGCCAAAGAUCACUGUGGAAAGAUUCAAUCAGUUGCCAAAGAAAUUGUAACCAAAAAAACCCCAACAAAAGAAGCUGCUGCUUUGUGCUGGUAACAAGGUUAGAGUCAAAAUAUAAGGUCAAGUCACAACCAAAAUGGAUGCCUAUGGCUCCAAGAAUUCAGAGGUGCUUAACUUCUUCCAGCAUGCAAUACUAUCUCAAACGAACAUACAGCGGGAAUAAAGCUCCAAUGCCAUCUCAAAUGAACAUACAGCGGGAAUAAAGCUCCAAUGCCAUCUCAAAUGAACAUACAGCGGGAAUAAAGCUGCAAUGCCAUCUCAAAUGAACAUACAGCGGGAAUAAAGCUGCAAUGCCAUCUCAAAUGAACAUACAGCGGAAAUAAAGCUGCAAUGCCAUCUCAAAUAACAUACAGCGGGAAUAAAGCUCCAAAAGCUUUUAAAAAAUCAUUGUUUUGUUUACAUGCUAUUCCCUUUUAAUAAUACGUUGCAACUUUUUAAUAAAUCUGUUAAUUUAAAAAAUUAAAUAAAAAGACAUGUACAUUUUGAUCUUGACAAUGAAACUCUAAAACUUUGGCAUUGUGUGAACUUGUUUCAUUUCCUUUUCCAUCAGAUGUUUCAAGCAAGCCAAACAAGUGUUCAGACAAGUCAACAGUCAGGCACUAGGGGAACAGUUCUUUGUGUCAGAUCUGCAGCUUUGGGAGGAGAGGAUCACCCAGGAAAUUCAGGAAACUAUUCCGAUAAUAUUUACUGGUAAGCUAAUCCAUAUCACAUGGACAUGUCAGCUUAUCCGUUAUCGUGUUAACCAAUCAGCUCAUCCCUAUCCUAUUGACAGGUCAGCUUAUACCUAUCCUAUUGACAGGUCAGCUUAUCCCUAUCCUACUGACAGGUCAGCUUAUCCCUAUCCUAUUGACAGGUCAGCUUAUCCUUAUCCUAUUGACAGGUCAGCUAAUCCCUAUCCUAUUGAAAGGUUAGCUUAUCCCUCUCGUUAUUACUGUCAACACUUCUCUAACCAAUGACGAUUCAGUUUAACAAUUGCAGUUCUUAUAUUUUGGUUUAUAGUUAUAAGAUAUUAGUCUAAUAAAUACAUUAAGGUUUAUCUAAAGAUGUAGUUUAUAUAGAAAUAUUAGGUUUCCAUAUAGAUAUAAAGUUUAUGUAUAGAUACGUUUACAGAAGUGAAACAUAAUAUUGUUGAGUAUUGAGUAUAGUAUUAGUAUCCAUUUAUUUUGUUGAUAUCUAGGUAAUAACAGACUGGCUCGUCAGAGGCUGGAUAAACUAUUGGAGAUCAUCAACUAUAGGUGUGAGAACCAUCCAGAGCUUUCCACUUUACUUAACCUUAUAGGUUUGACAGAAGAGAGAGGUAUGUAUCGAAUCGAAAACUUACAUUCCAACACUUUCCACCGUUCACUGGCGGAGAUUAAAUUAACCGGUUUCUGUUCCAACAACUUUAAAUUUUUAAUACAUUUUUGUCACAUUAAACUAUUUUUAAUGGAAAUAUUUUUGCUACAUGGUGAUGGAAAGAUAAUAAAUAAAAUUGUGUUGAAGGCAACAACAAUCUGGAAGAUGCUUUCAAGUGGUACAAACUCAGCUACAACGAGAGAAUGUAUCUGGCCAAGAUGUGCCCUGAAAACCUUCUGGUCUCUCUAAACAACAUGGCCAUGAUCCUUUUACGCGAAGGAAAGCUGGGUAAGGGCAUCAUAUUCUCUCUUAUGUUUGAUGUGAGUAACCUUCCUUGAGUUAGGGAGCAGGGUAUCAAGCCCAGCAACACCCCAUCCCGUGUAGGACUACAAGCUUAGAGUGAGAGAAAUGUAUUACAGGCCAAAUGUAAUGCAACGCAGGCUAAGUGUAAUGUAUCACAGGCUUCCCAGGGAAGAUGUAAUAUAACACAAGCCAAGUGUAAACUAACUUGCUAAAUUAGAAUGGCUUCUGAGUCAGAGUUGUUAAAAAUAAAUAUUUAAAAAAAAUAACAUUUCAAUGUUGGAAAAAAGUCAAAUAGAUUUUGUGAAUCUAUCUAUUAUCCUUUAGGUUUUUUGAUGUAAUAUGCCAUGUUUAAUGUCAAUUCAAGGUGUUUGAUGUAAUAUGCCAUGUUUAGUGUCAAUUCAAGGCAUUUGAUGUAAUAUGCCAGGUUUAGUGUCAAUUCAAGGUGUUUGAUGUAAUAUGCCAGGUUUAGUGUCAAAUUAAUCCAAUCAUAGAAUCCAUUUUUUUUCCUCAUGUGCAGUUAGGAGAUUUAUUCAAUAUUCUCCAUGUAUCUGAUCUUGUUGUCAAUAUUCUCUAUGUAUCUGAUCUUGUUGUCAAUAUUCUCUAUGUAUUUGAUCUUGUUGUCAAUAUUCUCUAUGUAUCUGAUCUUGUUGUCAAUAUUCUCUAUGUAUCUGAUCUUGUUGUCAAUAUUCUCUAUGUAUCUGAUCUUGUUGUCAAUAUUCUCUAUGUAUCUGAUCUUGUUGUCAAUAUUCUCUAUGUAUCUGAUCUUGUUGUCAAUAUUCUCUAUGUAUCUGAUCUUGUUGUCAAUAUUCUCUAUGUAUCUGAUCUUGUUGUCAAUAUUCUCUAUGUAUCUGAUCUUGUUGUCAAUAUUCUCUAUGUAUCUGAUCUUGUUGUCAAUAUUCUCUAUGUAUCUGAUCUUGUUGUCAAUAUUCUCUAUGUAUCUGAUCUUGUUGUCAAUAUUCUCUAUGUAUCUGAUCUUGUUGUCAAUAUUCUCUAUGUAUCUGAUCUUGUUGUCAAUAUUCUCUAUGUAUCUGAUCUUGUUGUCAAUAUUCUCUAUGUAUCUGAUCUUGUUGUCAAUAUUCUCUAUGUAUCUGAUCUUGUUGUCAAUAUUCUCUAUGUAUCUGAUCUUGUUGUCAAUAUUCUCUAUGUAUCUGAUCUUGUUGUCAAUAUUCUCUAUGUAUCUGAUCUUGUUGUCAAUAUUCUCUAUGUAUCUGAUCUUGUUGUCAAUAUUCUCUAUGUAUCUGAUCUUGUUGUCAAUAUUCUCUAUGUAUCUGAUCUUGUUGUCAAUAUUCUCUAUGUAUUUGAUCUUGUUGUCAAUAUUCUCUAUGUAUCUGAUCUUGUUGUCAAUAUUCUCUAUGUAUCUGAUCUUGUUGUCAAUAUUCUCUAUGUAUCUGAUCUUGUUGUCAAUAUUCUCUAUGUAUUUGAUCUUGUUGUCAAUAUUCUCUAUGUAUCUGAUCUUGUUGUCAAUAUUCUCUAUGUAUUUGAUCUUGUUGUCAAUAUUCUCCAUGUAUCUGAUCUUGUUGUCAAUAUUCUCCAUGUAUCUGAUCUUGUUGUCAAUAUUCUCUAUGUAUCUGAUCUUGUUGUCAAUAUUCUCUAUGUAUUUGAUCUUGUUGUCAAUAUUCUCUAUGUAUCUGAUCUUGUUGUCAAUAUUCUCUAUGUAUCUGAUCUUGUUGUCAAUAUUCUCUAUGUAUUUGAUCUUGUUGUCAAUAUUGAACAGAUGAGUGUCUGAGAUAUCUCUAUCAAGCCCUGGAAAUAAGACGUGAAUGUGGCUGGAGUCACUAUUCAACAGCCUUGACCCUGACUCAUUUAAGUGAGGUCAACAUAAAGUGGUAAAUUUGAGCGAUACUUAAUUCUACUUGUAUUGUGUGAGGGUUUAUUGCAAUUUAAUUCUACCUGUGUUCUGUGAGGGUUUAAGUAUUGGCAAGAGUAACAAUAUUAAACUAAAGUCUUAAGUCUUUAGUAAAGAUGUCAAUCAACUUUUUUACAUUUUUCUUGAAACACUUUUGCGUCUGAAUGAAUUAAAUUUUUUUCUUCUUUUCAAUAAAUUUUUAUUUGCCCAAGGAAACAAGGAAAUAACUUACAUGAGUUUAUAGCUGAAAGCUUACUUAAGGGAACAGCAAUUAAACAACUUUCCCAUAGGUAUAAAUAUUUAAUUUUAUCAAGAACAUCAACUCUUCCAGUGAUUCUCAGAAAGGUUAAUCUUAAUUAUCUCCCAUGUUUUCAGUGACAACUUUCCUGAAGCCUUCAAAAAUGCAUUGGAAGCAGAAAGAAUUCUUCGAUUGACAGUCAAGGAUCACGACAUGCGGCUCCGCUUGAAUUUCACUCUCGCUCAUAUCCGAGUCGUCCUUCGACAAAAAAUGGAUCCUGAGAGCUCCAGGGUGCACCAUAUUGCAAAGAAUGCUGGGGACCCCACAAAUGUGCCCAAUUUGCAUCAACUGUUCGAUGAUAUUCCUUUUGACGCAUCAGAAGGCAGAAGAACAUCAGCAGACCCCAGUCCCCCUUGGACAGCCGCACCCGAAUCAGAUUCAAGGGAUAGAGACACAGCAGUCAAAGUCUGCCCAGAUUAUCCAUGUACUUCUAGUCAUCCAGUUGUGACAACAAUCCACAUUGACCCUGUCGAUCUCAGUAUGUCGGCAGAUAAUUACUUAGACCGUGUGAUCCAGAUUACUCAUGAGAUGACCGGAACGCUCAGUGACGACGGACACAACAAUUACCUGGCCACUCACAUGCACGCCAUGGUGCUUAACUGGAAUGACCCUAUGAAAUUUCUCUAUCACAUCAAUGCCAUCAAAGACUACACAAAUCAAAAUCCGUGGAUUGAGGAGACUGUGUUUGGGGAUGCAUCCGUUCCAUUGGACUCCAGGUAUAAUCGCCUCAGAAAACAGAAGCCGUUGUUCUAUUAUAUAGUCAACACACGUGUUGAACACAUGGACUUGGAUAGGUUUACACAACUUUUGGUCAACUCCUGUCAAAUUUGUGCUUUUGCAGAAAGGAUUUACACGUGUGAGAUGUGGAGCACAGAGGCACGUCAUUUAAUGUGGGUGAGGCAAGAGAAAGAUUCAUUCAGGAGAGAGUUUGAUGCCAUGGCAUUAGAUGACCUUGAAACGCUUGAUGUUGAGUCGCACGAAAACUGCCUAACCCACGGCAGUUACAGCAAAGCUGCAGCAUGUGAUGGUGGGGGUACAGGCACACCUUACGGUACACAUGCUGCAUGUGAUGGUGAUAUUUCCUCUGCUUAUCUACCUUCCCCGGACUGUUGCCACAUAACUGGCAACAAUAUAUUUCCCCAGAGCAAUUCAAUGGAUAACAACAACCUGUCCCAGGUUGAGUCCCCCAAGAUACUGCAGGACCAAAAGGACAUAAUGGAAAAGAUCAAGUGCCAACAUCAGCUGCCAUCUUGGCCCAACCGACUGGAUGAUAUGACAAACCCCAAAGGCUACAACUUUGCUUGCAGAGAGCACCAGAAGAAGGGUUCUGGGGGUUCAAAGGUUAUUCCCGAAGUGAGUGGUCGAGUGCCGGUUGAGCAGAGUGAAAAAUCAGUGAGUGCUUUAGCCCAUGACGACGACGCAGAGUCCCAAAUAACGGCAGGCCCCGGAAGGAAGCAUGAAACAUGCGUCGCAGGUUUGGGUGGUGGGGCAGGUGUGGGUGGUGGCGCAGACAAGUUAAGACAUUUCUUGCAACCAGAGGCUAAUACAAACCCACCAGCAUCGACUAAUAAAAGGGAUUCAAAUGAGGUCAAAUUACCAGAGCCUGUGGAGAGUUCAGGGGACAAUAAGCCGCCCAAGUCAAAUUCUGACCCACAAGAAUUGGAAAAAUUCUCAGUUUCUCGUUACCUGCAUCAGGCAUGGCCUGAAAUAACGUCAGCACAAUCCCCGGCAAGCACUGACAUAAAGCAAUCAACCUCUUCAUUAUCUCAUCAGAGAAAAGACAAUAAUCCCCAGAAUGACUUACAGGCUGCACCAGACCCUCUGUCUAAGGUUUCGUGUCUAGAAAGACAACUGGACCAACCUAGUAUUAAAAAUGCUUCCCCGUGUUUAAGUUCAUGUGUACCAAAGAGAUCUGUUCAAAAAGGUGUUUCAUCGAGGGAUGGUGAGAAAACAAAUUCACGUGGCGAUAAUGGCCGGCUGUCAUUUGCUGAGAGUGGCUUUGCAGGAUCCUCGCUGUCAAGUGAAGACGAUCACACAAACCAUGAGUUGCCACAGGGUGGGUGCAGUGCGCACAACAUCAUUAGUCGACAAAGCAAUGUCAAUCCUGAAAGCGGUUUUCUUUCUCGAGGGAAAAAACCAAAGACACCUAAAACUAAAAUGUUGGCUCAAUGGUCUCACAGUCGCAGCCACAACGAGAUUUUUGUGGAUGGUCAAAUGCCUGGCUAUUCAGGAGACCCAGGUUUUAGACCAGAUCUAGAAGAAGGGAGAGUACCCACAGAAAACUGUGAAAACUUUCUCAGCUUUUCAAAUUCUCGAAAGCCAGAGGAAGGGUUGUGGUGUGAUUACUCUGAACAAAAUGGCUGCAUCUCUGAGGAAGGCUUCCUAACUGUCAACUCACCAGAACAAAAAGAUGUGACAAAAUUAUAGAAUAGUUUGACAAUCAUAACAUAGGAGCGUCUGAUAAACAUAUCAUUAUAAUACAAGUGGUUGAUAAUCUUAACAGGAUAGUCUAAUAAUCAUAAAAUAGUAGUAUUUGAUAAUCAUAACAUAAGAGAGUUUGAUGAUCCCAAAUGGUGGAUUGCUCUGCAACCUGCCAUUAGACAAUGACAGAUGGGAACAUUUUCUUGUUUCUAUGUUUUUACAAGUUAACAUUUGAUCCCAGCUUAAAUGAAAAAUCUAGAAAUUAUGGACUUUAUGUUAACAAAAUCUCUAGAAAUCAAGGACUUGUUGACAAAAUCUCUAGAAAUCAAGGACUUUAUGUUAACAAAAAUCUCUAGCAAUCAAGGACUUUAUGUUAACAAAAAUCUCUAGCAAUCAAGGACUUAAUGUUAACAAAAAUCUCUAGCAAUCAAGGACUUUAUGUUAACAAAAAUCUCUAGCAAUCAAGGACUUAAUGUUAACAAAAAUCUCUAGCAAUCAAGGACUUUAUGUUAACAAAAAUCUCUAGCAAUCAAGGACUUAAUGUUAACAAAAAUCUCUAGCAAUCAAGGACUUUAUGUUAACAAAAAUCUCUAGCAAUCAAGGACUUUAUGUUGACAAAAAUCUCAAAACUUACUUCAGGAUUUUACUUUUGGAUGUGAUCCAGAAUUAUUUUUUUUUUUUGCAAGCACAAAACUGACACACCACCGGUAAUGAGACAUACUGACACACUGCCAGUAGUCAGACAGACUGACACAAUGCCAGUACUGAGACAGACUGACACACCAUGGUAUUGAGACAGAUUGACUCACUACCAGAUGGACAGCAAAUGAUGAUUAUGUACAUAAUAAUUGUGAUUAUCGAAAUGAAACAUUUCAUUUAAUCAAUGAAUAGGUUUAUUUUAGUCCCUUGAGUUUUGCCCAGCCCAUCUUAUAAAUUUAAUAGUACCGGUAUUAAUAAUACACUUUGUUCGCUUAACUAUAAAGAACAAUGCUGAACCAUACUGAGUACGAGAUUAGUGUAUGACUCCAUGUUGUUGCCAUGUCUUUCUAGCAAAUUAUAAUUUAUAACAUUACGUGUUCCUCUAAAGCAGGGGUGGCCACCUCGCAGCCAGCUGAUUUAUCACAAAUAAACUUAUGAGCUCUACAUUCAAUGUACCGUUACAAAGAAAUCCAUUUUAAAAGUUAAGUGAGCCAAAAGAUGACAAAAUCACCUUGGUUAAGUAUUCUUCAUUUCAUUAUGUGAAUUAAUGAAAAAAUCAUUAAUUCUGUACAGCAUGUAGGGGAUGUUAAAAUAUUUAUGUGCAAUGACAAGCUGGCCGUGAAAGGUUUACUUGCUAUCAAAGUUGCGCAUGAAACCUUUUGGAUAGGCCACCCCUGCUUUAAAGAAUGUUUGUAUCAUACCAGUACUCAUGUUAAGAUGAAACCUAGCAAAACUAUGUGCACAGUGGCUGUACUAACCCAAACAUCGAAAUGGCUCCAUCUAAAUCUACAUUGUAAUUGUAGUUGGUCAAAGCAUGCAUCAGGAGAGUAUUUUAUGUUUCAUUUUACUGAGAAUGAUUCAACUAAGAAAAAUACUACUGUACAAAAUAAAAUAGUUCAUUGAUUUAUAUUUCCGUUAGUUCCUUCCAAUAUCGCACAAUUUAUUUUUUAAUUCAAUUUUUCAUGAAAAGCAAUGCAAUUCCUUUUAUUCUAAUCUUGAUGUGUUAUAACUGUUAAUACUAAACUCUGAUCUGCAUCAUCCAUCUGUCAUUGAUUGUUUCCAUGUAUAGAUAUUCAUCAGCUUCAUCAGUUGUUUCAAAAUAUAGAUAUUCACCAGUUUCUACAAACAUGCAUUAGAAAUGCUUUAGCAAAAUUCAAGAAAUAAUCACAUUAAUAAUCAAGCUCAUUCCAGGCUUCUUGAAAUUGAAGAAAAAUUAAUAAGAAAAUGCUGUUGGUGUUAGUCUGGCCUUAUUGUUUCAUCAUUACUGAGUGUAUCAUAUACAAACAUUUUGACAUAUCAAUAAUGAGCAUUACCAAUACAUUAUAAAAAAACAACAACAUGAUAAUACUAAUAGGCAUAAUUAAAUUAAUGGUAUGGUACAGUCACAAAUUAUGUACCCUGUAUAGCUCCAGAAAAUCAGCUUUAUGUUUGCAGUAUCAGUAGGCUAUGUUUAAAAUUGUUCGUUUUUUUUCUUUAAACUAAUCCCAAUUCCUGUGCACAUUCAGAGAGCUGUAACUCAAGUUUUU
Molecule: messenger RNA, 13786 nt
Organism: Lymnaea stagnalis (great pond snail)
Lineage: Eukaryota; Metazoa; Mollusca; Gastropoda; Lymnaeidae
Source: the annotation of a GenBank genome assembly